Molecule: messenger RNA, 1654 nt
Organism: Lactuca virosa
Lineage: Eukaryota; Viridiplantae; Streptophyta; Magnoliopsida; Asterales; Asteraceae
Source: the annotation of a GenBank genome assembly
CACUCACUCACAUUUCACACUUCUCCUCCUUAUAUUUCUCUCUUUCUGCAUCAUAAUCUCAACGAAGAAGCGAAUAUGGCCACCAUCAAGGAAGUAAAAGCACGACAAAUCUUCGACAGCAGAGGCAACCCUACCGUCGAGGUGGAUAUUGCACUAUCAAAUGGUACAUGGCACCGAGCUGCUGUUCCCAGUGGGGCAUCCACUGGCAUCUAUGAAGCACUUGAACUAAGAGAUGGAGGCUCAGACUACCUUGGAAAAGGUGUUUCCAAGGCUGUUUCCAAUGUGAACACCAUUAUCGGCCCUGCUAUUGUAGGCAAGGAUCCAACUGAUCAAACUGGUAUUGACAACUACAUGGUUCAAGAACUUGAUGGAACUAAAAACGAGUGGGGUUGGUGCAAGCAAAAGCUUGGAGCAAAUGCCAUUCUAGCAGUGUCUCUUGCACUCUGCAAAGCAGGUGCUAGUGUCAAAAACAUUCCCCUUUACAAGCAUAUUGCAAACUUGGCUGGAAACAAGAAACUAGUUUUACCAGUACCUGCAUUCAAUGUCAUCAAUGGUGGAUCACAUGCUGGAAACAAGCUUGCUAUGCAGGAAUUCAUGAUUCUUCCAACUGGUGCUUCAAGUUUUAAGGAAGCCAUGAAAAUGGGUGUUGAAGUAUACCAUAACUUAAAGUCUGUUAUCAAGAAGAAAUAUGGUCAAGAUGCAACAAAUGUUGGUGAUGAAGGUGGAUUUGCCCCUAAUAUUCAAGAAAACAAGGAAGGACUCGAGUUGCUCAAAACAGCCAUUGGUCAAGCUGGUUACACUGGAAAAGUUGUGAUUGGAAUGGAUGUUGCUGCUUCUGAAUUCUAUGGAAAAGACAAAACUUAUGAUCUCAACUUCAAAGAAGAGAACAACAACGGGUCACAAAAGAUUUCAGGAGUACAACUGAAGGAUCUUUACAAAUCGUUUGUGAGUGAAUACCCAAUUGUCUCCAUUGAAGAUCCAUUUGAUCAAGAUGAUUGGGAGACAUAUGCCAAGAUGACUGCUGAAUGUGGUGACAAAGUACAGAUUGUUGGAGAUGAUCUUUUGGUCACUAACCCAACUAGAGUUAAGAAGGCAAUCAGUGAAAAGACAUGCAAUGCCCUUCUCCUGAAAGUGAACCAAAUUGGAUCAGUGACUGAGAGUAUUGAAGCUGUGAAAAUGUCAAAGCAGGCUGGUUGGGGUGUCAUGGCCAGUCAUCGCAGUGGGGAAACGGAAGAUACCUUUAUUGCUGACCUGUCGGUCGGUUUGUCAACGGGGCAAAUCAAGACUGGAGCACCUUGCAGAUCAGAGCGUCUCGCCAAGUACAAUCAGCUGCUGAGAAUUGAAGAGGAGCUGGGGUCAGAGGCGGUUUAUGCUGGAGCAAACUUCAGGAAGCCUGUUGAGCCGUAUUAGAUUGCGGUUGAAUUUGAAUGAAGGCCCAUCAUCUAAAUAAAAGAAAAGGAGGAGAAGAAGAAGAUGGGCAAAAUGGUCAUUUCUCUCUCUCUCUCUCUCUCUCUCUCUGAUAAUAAUGGGCAAUGGUUUUUGGUUAUAGGAGGCAAGAGUUAUUAGUUUGUACUUCGGAAUGGAUUUUGUUUUGUGAUUUGUGGUAGUUGAUGUUUUUGGCCUCCGUUUUUGUAAUGUUGCUUUACCAUUUUCG